CGCGAACGAAACCGCGAGUGUGAGUGUACCAAUUUGUUGCUGUUAAGGAAAAGAACGAAAACGCGAACGGAUAUCGCGCGGCACCUGAGCGACAUCAACAACCUCCUGACGACCACCACCAUCUACACGGAAUCAUCAGUCAUCAUUUGCGUCAACAUUCCGAAGUUCCAACCCACGACCUAUCAGAAAUUCGUCAUCGAGCCUCUACCCAUCUUCAACCACUCUGUAAAGGUCAUGUACAACAAAGUUUUCACCAAUCAAGAUGAAAUUCUUGCCAUAAAAUCAGAAUGCCGAGAAAGCAACAGAGUCACAAUCUGCGAGAGGAGACAAUUAGUUGACAUCAGCAAUAGCCAUUGCGAAGCUCCACUUCUAAAGGGACGACAAGGACAAUGUCCUUCUUCGGAAUCGCCAACAUCAACAGAAACCAGAAUAAUCGCCCCAGGAACAUUAUUGGUUAUUACCAUCAAUCAAAAAGUAGCAAUCAAUAGCACCUGCGGAAUACCAGCAAGAACAUUGACCGGAAUUCACCUUAUUACAUUCCACAAUUGUUCGAUUUACAUAAAAAACGAGCUUUUCGAAAACUACGAGCUCAAAUUUAACCACGCAUCAGUUCUACCAAUGCAACUAACUAACAUAAAAACAUUGCAUAUAGAACGGCACGUAAAUUUAUCAGAGUUACACGAACUUAACCUGAUAAACAGACGACACUUAGAAACAGUGGACUUCAAAUACCGGCUUAGCUUGGGAACGUUCAGCACCGUCAUCCUUCUCAUACUUGCAUUGUUGGGCCUUGGCAUUUACAAGUGGAAAAAUUCGAAACCAAUGGAUUGCUCGGGACGAGCAAAACUUAAGGGGGGACGAGUUAAGGAAGUAACAGCACUGGAACAGGAAUCAAUCGCAACCAGCCUGACACCUUCGAAUACCAGGUCACCCGAACCAGUUGAACCUGCACACGCUAACACCCAGACAGCAUGGUCAGCAAGACGCCCGGCACCAUCGAAUAUCGUGUCACCUGAACCAGGUGGGCCUGUACGCGCUAACACCCAGGUCGCGUGGUCAGCAAGAUCGAAUAUGGGAACACAUCAGCCAACAAUGGAUCUCACUGGCGCGGUAUCGUUGACAGGUGCAAGGCACUUUUAG
This is a messenger RNA of Uranotaenia lowii, 1140 nucleotides long. RefSeq lists its product as uncharacterized. Lineage: Eukaryota; Metazoa; Arthropoda; Insecta; Diptera; Culicidae. The transcript is spliced from 2 exons. Bases 235 to 1140 code for a protein of 301 amino acids. The record is from RefSeq and is a predicted model, not a curated record.